AAGAUGGCGACCCCACUUCCGGUGGGGCCUGGUGUCAGCGGUGCCGCCAUGGCGGAGCUGUCAGACGCCGAGCUACGGAAGGAGCUGAUCGCGCUCGGUUUCCGCCCGGGUCCCAUCACCGCCACCACCCGCAAGGUCUACACCAAGAAGCUGGACACCCUGAGGGCCGAGGCGGCGGCGGCCAAACGCAGCGGCCGCUCCUCCCAGCCCAGCCCGGCCCGCGCCCCCGCCAGGCCGCAGCAGGCCUCACCCUCGCGGCAGCGCCCCGGGCCCCAGCCCAGCCCCGACAGCGAAGACGACGAGGAGGAUGAAGAGGGCAGAGGCCGCUGGGGGACUUCAGGGCUGUCGCGGGGGUCCCGAGGGACAGGGCUGGGCGCCAGGGCUGAAGGGGGGCUGAGCUCCCCUCCCCAGUGGGACACCUCGAUACAGAGGGGUGGGGGGCUGGAGGCGCCCCUGGGCGGGCAGAGCCCCACAUCGCAGUGGGACACGUUUGUAGAGAGGGGUGGGGGGCUCAGGGCUGGGUUAGGGGCGCCCCUGGGUGGGCUUGGGGGGCUGAGCAGCCCGUUGCAGUGGGACUCAUCAAGGGAUCGGGGAGAUGGAGGCGGGCUAGGGGUGCCCCUGGGUAGAUCUGCGGGGCUGAGCACCCCAUCCCAGUGGAGUGCAUUUACAGAGAGAAGGGAGGAGCUCAGCGGUGGGUCAGAGCCAGCUCUAGAUGGGUUUCGGGGCUUGGGGUCUUCGUUGCAGUGGGGUGCGUCGACAGAGAGAAGUGGGGGGCUCAGCACUGGGUUAAAGCCAUCUGCGGACAGGUUUUGGGGGUCAGAGUCCCAGUGGAGCCCAUCUGCAGAGAGGAGUGGGGGGAUUGGCAUCAGGACUGGGUUAGGGACAUCCCUGGAUGGGCCUGGGGGGCUGAGCUCCACCUCAUCUUGGGGCAGGAGUGGGGGGCUCAGCUCCCAGCCCCUUUCCAGUGAUGAAAGUGGGGGUCUGAAGUCCAGGAGCCACUGGGGUACGUCAGGAGGAGGAAUUCGGGGACAGAGCUCCCGAGUUCAGUGGGAUGCUGCAGGGGAAAGGAAAGGGUUCUCCUCCAACAGCCUAUGGAGUCAGGAAAGUGAGGUGAGACCCAGCACCCACUGGGGCACCUCAGCGGGAUCAGGAGGGUUGAGUCACCAGUUUGGGAGAGGGAAAGAGGACUUGGCUUCCAGUGUUCGGCAUGAGGCAGACAGGGAGCAGAACCCCAGCAGCUGGGGAGGGAGGUUGAUCCGACGGUUUCCGUGGAGGACUCCAGGCAAUGCAGGGCUGGCCUCAGGGAGCCGAUGGGAGACGUCAGGAGCAGGACAGGGGGUAACCGCCCGCACUCAGUUGUUGCGGUCAGCCCCAAAGCAGCAGAUGGAAAGAAAGAGCAAAGGCCUCGAAUACUACCUCUCCCAGUUCCUUUGCCUCGCCAGCUUUGUGCUGCUGAUGGUUUUUCUUGGCAUCCUCAUGGUGAAGAUGAUUGGGUCGGGCUGGCUCGAUAGCAGAGAGGAGAACUUUAAUCUCUUGCCUGUGGAUUGUGACAGAAGAACCGAUGAUUUCUGUCAAGCUAAACAGAAGGAUGUAAUAAAGAAUGUGCUGCACGAGUUGUAUAACUACUUGUCUGUACAAGCUGGUAAUUUUGAAUGUGGAAACCCUGAGAAUCUAAAAAGCAAAUGCAUUUGGGUUACUGAAGCAAAGGAUCACGUGGUGAAUAUAACUGGCAGUUCUGCACAGAAGUUUGAAGCUGCCCUGCACUGGAUACUGAACAGUAACAAGGAUUUAGGAAUAUGGUUGAAAGGCAGAGACCUUUCGGAACCAGUUACCAAAGUGGAGGAAGUGUUCUGUCUUGAAUCAGCCCAUCCUCAGAUGGGGCUCGGCUGCCGUUUCCGUCGGGCAGUGAUCACGGCCAUUAUGAAUGUUUUCCUGUUUUUCUGGAGUCUGAUAACUCUUUGGGGGAUCCUGAUCUUCCUUAGGUAUCGCUGGAGGAAGAUGGAGGAAGAGGAACAAGCCAUGUAUGAGAUGGUGAAGAAGAUCAUAGCUGUUGUCCAGGACCACUACAAGGAAUGGGAACGGAAUUUGGAGCGUUACCCCUACGUCGGCAUUGUCCACGUUCGGGACAGCCUCAUCCCUCCGCAGAGCAGAAAGAAAAUGAAGCGGGUGUGGGAGAGAGCUGUGGACUUUCUGGCUUCAAAUGAGUCACGGAUUCAAACGGAGUCGCACAGAAUAGCAGGAGAAGAUAUGCUAGUGUGGAGAUGGACUCAGCCUUCUUACGUCUCGGAUUCAGAGCACUGAAGAGGAGCAGAACUUGAGCAAGUGUUGAUAUGGUCCUCUGUAUGGGGAGAGUCCCUUCUCUGGUGGUGGGAAAGAGCAGGGCACGGUCCUGAUUUCUAGGGCUGGGGAGUGCACGUAUCUGUUUGCUCUUCUUUCUGAAAACCUUCACACACAAAAAUUCAAGGCAAUAAUGUUGGCUUGGAAAGAAGAUGAGCUGGUGGGAAGCUAGAAUUGCACCAAAGUUAGCCUUCCAGCAGGUAUCUGGCUUCCGCAGGCCGGUAAACCUAGAACAGCUUUUUAAGAAGAAAAGUAAAAUGCAUACCUAAUAUCGAGGGACUUGGGAUCUCUCUGACAAAGAAUAGGUGUUUUAAAUUUGACCUCGGUUCUGCCAAGGCCAACUGGUGGCAACGUCCAUCAGGGAAUGUGUUUAAAGAAGAUUAACAUUCAUGUUGUUCAUUGUGUUUUGCUAUCUAUAAACGUUUGGUUACUCAAGUUUCUUUUUUAUGUCCAGCAAAGGAUUGUUUGUUACAAAGAAAACAGCACCAGUGUGUGGCAGUUCAGGCUAGGCAGAGAUGCUGCUAAUCUGCUCUUCCCAGUAUUGUCAGACAGCCGUCCAGCUCGCUGGGACAGCAGAGACCAGACUCAUUUCUGGCAUAAAAACCUGCAGAGAGAAGGCAGCGUUGAUUUGAGCCUGUGUAACCAGGAGAUGUUGUUUUCCUUAUCUUCAUGGUGCCACCAUGAAUGCUUGCAUUCAGCUCUGACGUUGGAUGCAUGGAGAGCGUCCUCGCCGGGCUCUUGGUUGCUUUAUUGACGAUGCCGCAUUCAAGAUGGGUUCCUUGUGCCAGUCCCUGCUCACCUCCCGGUAUUAACCCUGCACUUCUCUGCCCCGCUGCUGCCUUUGGGGGGGUUCCACUCAUGUGGAAGGACUGCGGAGGCUCUUACCUCCCACUGGUGGUCAGCAACGAGUGGAGAGAGUGGAUUUCCCCAGGAACAAAACAUGGGGAGGUCUUUCCCAUUUGUCAGUGCCCAUUCCUGACACCAGUAGUGUUCUGGCCCGCCCUGACCUGUACAAAGAAGGAGGGUCUUCUGUGUGGCAAACUGGAGACCGACCAAAUCUCCGAGAUUAAAUUCAAAUGCAGGAUUUGUUUUGGACGCAGGCAAAACUAACAAACCUGAUACUUGUGUACGCUCUGAGUCGCUGCUUCCUAAAGUUAGAAAAACAGAUCUCAAUCUGGUCAGAUCACAAUCUGAUACCCAGACCUCAGCCAAGGUCGCUAAACAAACCGCAACACAACUCGGAUUUGAUCCGAUACGCCAUAGUGCUGGGAAAAAAGAAGGGACAGUAAGAUAAGUAAGAAAGAGAGAGGGAAAAAAAAUAAUUAGUGGGGCCUUGAGCAAGCUGAUCCAGUGGGAGGUGUCCCUGCCCGUGGGGGGGAGUGGAGCCGGAUGGGCUUUAAGGUCUGUUCCAACCCAAACUGUUCUAUGAUUCUAUGAAAAGAAAAAGUAGUCACCACUCCCAUGGGGCAUAGCGAUUCCUCUGGAAAAUGUGGUCCAUCUGGUAGGGAUUCUAGAGGAAAAUGUGGUCCGGUGGUUCUUCAGCAGCACUUCAAGCUGGUUCCAUGGGGUGGUGGGCGCACACCGUGCCUCCUUGGCAGGCUCGAUUUAUAGGGCAAGUCCACGCCCCAUUAGCAGGUGUGUGUGUGGGGGGAAUCUUGCUGUGAAAGUUCUCUGCACAGAAGCGCCUUUGGGAAGGUUCUGGAAUUGAGGCUGGAUGAACCUUUAUGCACAGUUAGAUGGGGAGGACAGUGCCUGCUGCUGCACCUUUUUCCCUCCUUUGCAGCAGAGCCACUGCCCUGCACUCAGUCAAUGUAUAAGGCACAAAAAAUACCACUAAAGGACUCAGUCUUUACACCAUUAAAUGGGAAAUAUCCUGCGUGGAGUUGGCUCUUAGCCCAUAUUUUCUUUUUGGUUGCAAAGGGAGGGUGUUGGAACAGAAGAGGAGACUCAAAGCUGUCUUCAAGACACUGACCAGCUUCUUCCACUGCUAAUAAACUAGAGUGAAGGCAGCUUUGAUUCUUCUGAAAUGUUGUAACAAGAUCUUCACUGCUGCCAUAGCAAUUUUUGCAAACACUGGUGCCUUCGUUCUUAAGCCUUUUUAAAAUAUAUGUGAGGGUUGGGUUUUUUUAAAACCAUCCAAAUCCAGGAGUGAAGAGUUGCAUUGCUAUUCUUUUUUUUGUAUUAAACUUGUUUUUGUAGAAGAAGUUUCUCUGGCUUGGUGCUGUUUAUUACCUGUUCAAUUUAACUCUGUAAACCAAUAUAUAAAAUGAAUUUAUUACGAGUAAUUUGUUACCUUUAUUUUCAUCAAGGAGUCACAGAUUGUUCCAACUGCUUUCGCUCAUGCAGAUUAAAUAGAUCCUGCUCGAGGGAGCUCACGGUUUCUAGGAAUAAGACGGCAUGGGGAUUGCAUGACAGCCUAAUGAGACAGUGUGGAUCCUUGUGACAGGCAGUGAUCUCGGCACAGUAGCCAGCAGUCUCAAGUGUUUGGUUUGCAAAUUAAACCUGUGUUUUGGGAACGGUUGGCGUUAAGCAAAGGUGUGUAUGGAAAGCAGUUUAGCUUGUUCAGCUGCGUUUUCUAGAGAUUGACAGCUUGGAGGGUUUUGAAACUAAAUAUUAGUUGAGCAAGUUGUUGAGUCUUCCUGCGGCCUGUAAUAACAUAGUUAUUUAAAGCAGAGAACGAGGUGGUCUGUGGUAACUGAGCAAGGGUGCCUCAGGCUUCGUAUGCUUUGCUCUUGUUCUCCGGAAGGCAGAUCCCUUGCCUGCUGGGUGGCUGAAGUCCGCAGGUGCUGCAGGAAGUCUUUACUCUGGUCCAAGCGGCUGCUCCUGUGCGCUGUGGCAUCCUCGGGCUGUGGUUAGCUCGCCUGCCUUUGGCGUGGGAUGUGAGGUGCCAGGCGAUGGCAUAGGAAGACUGGGAAGUAAUGAGGGAAGUGUUGGAUACAUGGUGAGGUGGGAUGGAUGUCCCUUCCUGCUUUUGCUCCCAGCUCUCGCUUGCCACUGGACACGUUGCUUCCCUCCUUGUGUCCCAAAGCUUAAUACUAUUUAAGCAAGGAUGUUCCGCGUCUCUUUGAAGGGGGGGAUAUUUAUGUCAAGCCUAAAGGCAAAAAGGCAAGGCCGAAGCCAUUUACCAGGUAGCCAAGGUUGCCUGGUGCAUAGAAGACCCAUAAACACCUCUGGCUUGCCAGUCUGCAUUGUCUUUAGUGUCCGUUUCCCUGAGAGUUCUCAAUUCCUCCCUCACCUGAGUGUCAGUGACUCAGAACGUGCGCCACCACGCGUUUCAGCUCCUUCAAAGUCUGCUCCUGAAACGGCACGAGUAGUCCGUGAAUCAUCGCUUUGUAACUGCUGUGGACAUGGUUGACUCACUCGUGUUUGGUUGGAGGAAUGUUUGAUUCAUAACACAGGUCUGGAUGGCAAAGGGGGAGAUUUCCACUGGCACAGCAGGAGCACAGGUGCUCCGUGGCAGUCGGUGGGAUCUUGCUGUGUCCUCACUGGCACCGAGAUGUUGCUAAGGUAGAGGAACAAAAGGCAAUGCAGGACUUAAUCCCUAUCCUGAACCUGCAUUCCUGUUCAGAUGCUUUUACCCAGUCCAAGUUGCUAAGUUACAGCUGAGAUAUAUUCAAGGUUAGGAAAUACUCUUCCGUUUGGUGUAAUUCCACGUGCCAGAGGGUGUUUGCUUUGAACCAAGCUGCCAUGAUGUUCUCUGCGAUACUCUUCCCCCGUGUCCUUCCUUUCAUGUGCUGUCUUGAAAGCAGGGAAGCCUGGUUUCAUGCCACGCUCACUGCCGAGCUCCUGCUUGCUCUGUACAAACUGGAUUGAUAAUUCCUGUGGCAGCAGCAGUUUUCCCAGAACCCCAGGUCUGUUCAAAGAAGAGAGAAUAGCUGAGUUCUUCAUGCCCGUGCUCUACUCUCCUUACAGCUUGCCUUCGCUCAACCUGAGCUGCUAACGUCCCUCUCCCACUCCCUUGCCAAGUAUUAGGUUUCUAUAAAUAAGUUCUCCACCGGUGGGCUGAUAAAGCCAUCGCAUCCCUUUACUGUCAGAAAAGAAAAUAUGUACCAACAAGGAAUCUAAAAUAAAAUUUGCCCUUUAU
Molecule: messenger RNA, 6421 nt
Organism: Cuculus canorus (common cuckoo)
Lineage: Eukaryota; Metazoa; Chordata; Aves; Cuculiformes; Cuculidae
Gene: LEMD2
Product: LEM domain nuclear envelope protein 2
Exons: 9
Coding region: 4-2301 (765 amino acids)
Biological process (GO): negative regulation of BMP signaling pathway; nuclear envelope organization
Cellular component (GO): nuclear inner membrane
Molecular function (GO): chromatin DNA binding
Source: RefSeq, a predicted model, not a curated record